AUGCAGUUCAAAUGUGGUGGAGAGGUCAAAAACACUUGUAAUGUGACGGCGCCGAGGCGGUUGCUACUCGGCAGCGGCACAGAGGAGGAUGGGUGGUUGGAAACCGGUUCGGAUACCUGCGUGACGUUAUGGGAUAGAUGGGAUUAUCUGAGGGGAAGCGAUGGGCCGUGUGGAGCCGCCACGGGGCCUUGGCACAACCAAGGGUGUGACAUAUACUCUCAGAAUUAUGAAGCUUUAUUCACAUCAUUCAAUUGGAAAAAGAGUUUCAAGUUCUUUUUCAAACUGUACAUCCACUUCUGGCCCGACGUAUGGCCAUUCAUGGUAGAGAUAAUCAAGGCACACAAGUGCUACGGCAGGGCGAUUGCUCGCAGGGAGCAGCGGCAGGGUGAUUGCUCGCAUCGCCCGUGUUUCAGAAGCCUCCCGAAGGGCAUGGAGACGUGCUACGCUGGAGAGAUUUCUAUGUACACAGAGAGAGAAAACAGAAUCCAGGUGGCAACUCUUGAGAAGACUCAGCUCAUUGCAAAGGAUUUUUCUGAGCUGCGCAUCCACUUCUGGCCCGACGAGAGAGCACUGAAGAAGGUUGUGACAGGAAAAGAGCAGAGAAUGACAGAGAGAGCAAAGAAAAGAAGGAAGAAGAAGCAUUUGAGCCGAUAG
Molecule: messenger RNA, 654 nt
Organism: Histoplasma mississippiense
Lineage: Eukaryota; Fungi; Ascomycota; Eurotiomycetes; Onygenales; Ajellomycetaceae
Exons: 5
Coding region: 1-654 (217 amino acids)
Source: RefSeq, a predicted model, not a curated record